Molecule: messenger RNA, 1132 nt
Organism: Tribolium madens (black flour beetle)
Lineage: Eukaryota; Metazoa; Arthropoda; Insecta; Coleoptera; Tenebrionidae
Product: protein phosphatase 1 regulatory subunit 42-like
Molecular function (GO): protein binding
Source: RefSeq, a predicted model, not a curated record
AUCACAUUUCGACAGUUCAAGAAUUGUCAUUUGUGAAAAUUUGUGAUGAAAACAGAUAAAAUGGAAACCCCAAAUAAAAACGCGGACUCUAAAUUAUCAAAAAGUUCGUUAACAAAAGAGAAGAAAUUAACUCAUCUUUAUUUCAACGAUAAAUAUUUAAAAAAAAUUCCAAAAUUUACAAAUCCUCAGCAUGCAUUAGUUCUUUAUCUUCAUAAUAAUGAAAUUCACGAAAUCACUGGUUUAGAACACGCGCACAAUUUGACUAGUUUGUAUUUACAAAACAACAGAAUUUUGCGUAUUGAAAAUUUGAGCAAUUUAAAAAAACUUAAAAAAUUGUAUUUAGGACAUAAUACAAUUAGUGUUGUGGAAGGAUUACAAAAUUUGCAAAGUUUAGAGGUUUUCCAUAUUGAAAAGCAGUGUUUGUUUGAAGGAAACAGUUUGUGUUUUGACCCCAGAAGCAUUAACGCCUUAUCACAUACACUUCAAAUCCUUAAUAUAUCGUACAAUAAAAUCCAGACUAUCUCAUCUUUAGCACCUCUUAAAUCUUUAAGAGUGUUCAGUGCCUCUCAUAAUGAACUUAGUAAUAUUGACGAGGUUUGUGGUGUUAUAAAAGACUGGUUUUAUUUGAAAGACUUAGUUCUUGCCUCCAAUCCUAUCUGUAAAAAUCGGCUGUAUAAAGAAGAAAUAAUUGCCAAUGCGUAUUGUUUAGACACAUUAGAUCAAAAAAAUAUCUCAGACCAUACUAGAAAUUUUUUAAAAAGGCUUCACGGAGAACGGAUCGCUCAAAGAUUACACAAAAGUGUAAAUUUAGCAAACAAAGUUCCAGAUUUAUCGAAAAAUUAUUCGUCUGCUAUACAAAAAGCAGUAUCUAUUAGUAUAUUGAAACAAAGUAAAGAAUUAAACGAAGACGAAAUAUUUGACGAAAAAAAUGCCGUUUACAUUCCCUGGAGAACACUACCCAAACCUCAACAUGUUGCCAAAUUACGUCAACACAGUAAGAAUCAGAAGAAAUUCAAAAACGAAAGUCAUCGUCAAAUGUUGAUACUUUAUUUUCACAUUUAAAAAUAUAAAAUUUUGAUUAUACUUUAUACAAAAUUUACAAUUAUUGCAAGUACUAACCCUAAACUCACAA